Myxocyprinus asiaticus (Chinese sucker) is the source of this 2345-nucleotide messenger RNA. RefSeq names its product DNA primase large subunit-like. Lineage: Eukaryota; Metazoa; Chordata; Actinopteri; Cypriniformes; Catostomidae. The transcript is spliced from 14 exons. The record is from RefSeq and is a predicted model, not a curated record. Bases 68 to 1606 code for a protein of 512 amino acids. Gene Ontology annotation, biological process: DNA replication, synthesis of primer. Gene Ontology annotation, cellular component: alpha DNA polymerase:primase complex.
CGUCAGUCUCUUGGCGGGAUUUAGCCUCCGUAAAGAGACAGACAACAAGUGUUUUGAGAUAUUUACAAUGCAGUUUUUAGGCAGAAGAAAGAAGCUGAUAGGCAGCUCUCAGAAUGAUCUGUAUGAUCACUGUCUUCAGUUCUAUGGACAGCCUCCCCUGGAGAACAUCUCUCUCAGUGAAUUUGAAACUUUUGCAGUGGAGAGGUUGAAAUUGCUCAAGACUGUGGAAAACAUUGGAGUGAGCUAUGUGAAAAAUUCUGAGCAAUACACCAGGAAAUUGGAUGCGGAAUUUUCCAGUCUGUACUUCCCAUACAGAAUGGAAUUAGGUGAACGCAAGGUUCAAGGAGGGCCAUCUGAAUAUGAGAAACGAAGAAAAGAUCAUAUCUCCCAUUUUAUUCUACGCUUGGCAUACUGCCAGACGGAGGACCUCAGGCGUUGGUUUAUCCAACAGGAAAUGGAUCUUUUCAGAUACCGGUUCAGCUGCCUUUCUUCAAAGCACAAGACUGACUUUUUGCAUAAAAAUAAUUUGAAGUAUGAGACGGUAAGUGCAGAGGAAAAGAAAAGCAUCAGAGACAAGCUCAUCAACUCCAGCUAUGGUUUGAGUGGAAUCACUGUGGAAGAAUAUGAUUUCUACAAAGUCCCAUUUCAGGAUGCCCUUGAUUUAGUGCGGUCCAGGAAAGUUUACUUGCUGGCUGGCAAUGCCUAUAUUCCCCACCAGGAGAUUGUCACAAUUGUCCUUAAUGACUUCCGCACAAGACUGUCCAAAGCACUUGCCGUGACAGCACGAUCCCUGCCAGCGGUACAAUCUGAUGAACGACUCCAGCCUCUUUUGAAUCACCUCAGCCAUGCCUAUGUGGGUCAGGACUACAGCAUUCAGAAGAACAUUGGGAAAGUUUCACUGGAACAGAUCGAUCCACUUUCAGGCACAUCUUUUCCUCUGUGUAUGAGGCACCUCCACAAGGCACUAAGAGAGAACCACCACCUGCGCCACGGUGGGCGCAUGCAGUAUGGCCUCUUCCUCAAGGGCAUUGGUCUUACUCUGGAACAGGCCCUGCAGUUCUGGAGGUCAGAAUUCGUCAAAGGGAAAGUCGAUGCAGACAAGUUUGACAAAGCAUAUGCCUACAGCAUCCGCCACAUGUUCGGGAAGGAAGGCAAGCGCACUGACUACACCCCCUACAGUUGCAUGAAAGUGAUUUUGUCAAAUCCACCCAGCCAAGGCGACUACCAUGGAUGUCCAUUCCGCCACAAUGACCCUGAGCUCUUGAAACAGAAGUUGCAGUCCUAUAAAAUCUCCCCCAGUGGGAUCAAUCAGAUUCUGGAGCUAGUCAAGGGAAUGCACUAUCAGCUGGCCUGCCUGAAGUACUUUGAGCUGACACACAGUAUUGAGGAUGCCGGGUUUUCUCUUAAUCACCCUAACCAGUACUUCAUGGAGAGUCAAAAGCUUCUUGGUGGAGGCAGGGACAUCAAGAAAGGAGUUGAGAUGUCCCAAAGAGGGCAAGACAAUGUGUCAAAUAAUGCACCCAACAUGCCCUACCCACCUCAAGCAAACUCCAAACAGAUCCAAGAAGAGAUGGGGGAUUUAGACUCUUUCUUCCUUGAUGAGUGAUUUUGUACAACCAAACUAAGGACCCCAUAUAUAGAGCUCUUGCAUUCAGCGUGUUUUCAGUGUUGAUGUUAGUUGAAGCUUUCUGUAAUUUUCUUGUAUUUUUGUUAAUAGAAAAGAUAAUUUACCAAAUUGCCUGGUUAUAUAAAUAAAAUAAACCAAUAAAACAAUUGAUUAUAAAUUUUCAUUUUUCAUAGAAAAAAGCUUUCAUGUUUGUUUUUCUUUAACUACAACAAGCAUUAAAAACUCAUCUCCAACCUAAUAGUAAACAGUGUAGUAAUCAUCUGGGAUAGAUUGUUUUUUCUGUCCCUGUUGUUUGUUCUGGUUGAUACAAUGAUGUCUUAAAAUUAUUUUUUGGAAAUGGAAUCAGAGAACUUGCAUUUACUUUAUUUCCUAAGGUGAUUGCAGUGAAUGCAAGCUAUACAUUAUAUCAGUACAUGUGUUCCCUGAGAAUGGAACCCAUGAACUUGCAGUUGUUUGUGCUAUGCUCUAACAGUUAGAAGGAUUUACAGGAGCAGAACUGUAUUUAUUUUUGACAGAAAAGUUUGCAGGUGCUGAUUUGACUGCUAGGGUACUGCUGCACAUGUCAGGGUUGGAAAUAAAAUACAGUGGGUCUUUAACAAGGUUGGUGAAAUACCUUGGAUUGUUCAGAGUGAAACAUCUGCAACAUUCUCUUUCUUGAAGACACCAUGAAAUCGUUUGAUGAGUGCAGUUUUAUUUUCUGUAUUGACAUAUUUCCUAU